This is a messenger RNA of Meira miltonrushii, 860 nucleotides long. Its product is annotated as S-adenosyl-L-methionine-dependent methyltransferase. Lineage: Eukaryota; Fungi; Basidiomycota; Exobasidiomycetes; Exobasidiales; Brachybasidiaceae. The record is from RefSeq and is a predicted model, not a curated record. The transcript is spliced from 2 exons. Gene Ontology annotation, molecular function: S-adenosylmethionine-dependent methyltransferase activity. The coding region runs from base 75 to 860 and encodes 261 amino acids.
AGCAUACAUUCACCAUCACCAUCUUGAAGAAGAUCACUUUGUACUCCUUCACGUGAGUAUAACAUCAAGACAGGAUGGCUUCUCAGGAUAAUGACGAUAGAAAGGCACAAUUCCAAGAAUCCGUCAAGGAGAUGAGAGGAUUGUUGGGUCAACAUGGUAAUCAACCUGGUUGGGACCUCGCAUGGAAACAAGGUCUGACACCUUGGGAAACCAUGUUGGGCGUUCAAGUUCAACCCGGAUUACGAUGGGCAUGUGAACAAGAUAAUUCCCUAAGCAAGCUUAUACCAAAAGAUAAAGGAAAAGUUCUUAUCCCAGGUUGUGGACGUGGUCAAGAUGUGGUGUACUUUGCUACACAAAGAGGGUUAGAUGCGAUCGGGAUCGAUAUCAGUACGACUGCCGUUCAAAGAGCACGAGAGCAUAUUCAACAAACACAAGAACAAGCGCAAGAAUCAGAGAAAGAAGCUAUUCAGAAACAUGCUCAAAUCGUUGUAGCUGAUUAUCUUGAUCCAGAAGCAGAGUCAGGUCCACACAAAAAUGCAUUAUUGCAAGGAGCGGAUUUAGUGUAUGAUUAUACCUUCUUCUGUGCAUUGCCACACUCUUUGCAUACCCAAUGGGCACAAUCCCAUGCUGCUGCACUUAAGCAAGGUGGUUUAUUGUUCUGUGUGGUUUAUCCGUUAUGGCCUGCCGAUUCUCAGGAACCUGCACCUGGACCGAAUGUAGGACCGCCUUUUAUCGUGAGUAAGGAAAAGUAUACAGAACUACUUCAACCUCAAUUCACUCUUGAAUUCGAAGGUGUGCCGCCUAAUCUGGCCGAACAUGCUAAAGGCCGUCAAGAAAUAAUGAUUUGGCGUAAAAAGUGA